Sorex fumeus (smoky shrew) is the source of this 2932-nucleotide messenger RNA. It is a transcript of the gene SHPK, whose product is annotated as sedoheptulokinase. Gene Ontology annotation, biological process: carbohydrate metabolic process; cellular response to lipopolysaccharide. The record is from RefSeq and is a predicted model, not a curated record. Gene Ontology annotation, molecular function: sedoheptulokinase activity. The coding region runs from base 68 to 1504 and encodes 478 amino acids. NCBI's taxonomy places the organism in Eukaryota, Metazoa, Chordata, Mammalia, Eulipotyphla, Soricidae. The transcript has 7 exons. Gene Ontology annotation, cellular component: cytosol.
GGCCCGGUGAAGGACGCGGGAGUGGGCGUUUCGGUCUCAGAGGCAAGCUGCGAGGGUCCCCGCUGUCAUGACUUCGCGUUCUGUCACUCUCGGCAUCGACCUGGGCACUACGUCUGUGAAGGCGGCGCUGGUGGAGGCCGCGCCGGAUGACCCAUCCGGGUUCGUGGUACUGGCGAGCUGCACUCGAGCAGCGCGGGCCGAGACGGCAGCCCAGAGCGCGGCGGCCGGGCCCCAGGGCCGGGAGCAGGAUGUGAGUCGAAUCAUCCAAGCCCUAAAUGAAUGCCUGCAUGCCCUUCCCCGGAAGCAGCUCCAGAAAGUCUGUGGCAUCGGUGUGUCAGGCCAGAUGCAUGGAAUCAUGUUUUGGAAAACAGGACAAGGCUGUGACUGGACCACGGGAGGACCCAGUCCUGUGUUUGAACCCAGAGCUGUGAGCCACCUGGUGACAUGGCAGGAUGGCCGGUGCAGCAGUGGGUUCCUGGCUUCACUGCCACAGCCAGAGUCCCACCUCAGUGUGGCCACAGGGUUUGGCUGUGCCACCAUAUUCUGGCUUUUGAAAAAAAGCCCAGAGUUCCUGAAGUCUUAUGAUGCAGCUGGCACCAUCCAUGACUACGUGGUUGCCAUGCUCUGUGGCUUGCCAAAACCUCUGAUGUCCGACCAGAACGCCGCUAGCUGGGGCUAUUUCAACACUCAGACGCAGAGCUGGAACCUGGAGAUACUGAGGGCCUCAGGCUUUCCUGUCCACCUGCUCCCUGACAUCUCUGAGCCCGGCAGUGUUGCAGGCAGAACUUCCAGCACCUGGUUUGAAAUCCCCCAGGGCACUCCAGUGGGUGUGGCCCUGGGUGAUCUCCAGGCCUCCGUCUAUUCCUGUAUGACCUGUAGGACAGAUGCAGUUCUCAACAUCAGCACCUCAGUGCAGCUAGCGGCCUCCAUGCCACCAGGAUUCCAGCCAGCGCAGACUCCAGACCCUGCUUCUCCUGUUGCCUAUUUCCCGUACUUCAACAGAACCUACCUGGCAGUGGCAGCAUCACUCAAUGGGGGCAAUGUGCUGGCCACUUUUGUCCACAUGCUGGUUGAGUGGAUGGCAGAUCUGGGUCUGCAUGUUGAAGAGUCCACUGUGUAUUCACGCAUGAUCCAGGCGGCUGCACAGCAGAGAGAUACCCACCUAACCAUCACCCCGACAGUGCUGGGUGAGAGGCAUCUGCCUGACCAGCUGGCCUCUGUGACCAGAAUCUCCUCCUCUGACCUCUCCCUGGGGCACGUGACCCGGGCGCUGUGCCGAGGCAUCAUCCAGAACCUGCACUCAAUGCUUCCCUUUCAGCAGCUCAAAGAGUGGGGUGUGGAACGGGUUAUUGGGAGUGGAAGUGCACUAUCUCGGAACGAGGUGCUGAAGCAGGAGGUGCAGAGAGCUUUCCCUAUCCCAGUGUCUUUUGGGCAGGAUGUGGAUGCAGCCACGGGGGCAGCUCUGACCAUGCUCCAAAGAAACCACAAGCAGGAAAAGAUUUAGACAAUAGAUUCUUUGGCCAAAGGAUUGAUGCAGAUUUUUAUCAAAUGAACAUGUUUAUGAAAUGAACAUUCCUGACAUGAUUUGGGAUCAACCUCGUAGCUGGCUCUGUGGACAGCUUUAAAUGCCUGUUUCCAAUGGCGUGCCCUCUUGAACAAGAACCCAUUCUGAGAGAAGACUUUAAUUUUGCAGCCAGGAAACACCAAUCAGAUCUUAUAUCAUUACCUCCUGAAAGACACUCACUUUGGAGCUGGUUGCUAGUGUAGUUGUAGGAAGAAGAUAGAGUGGAAAAAAAGAAGAGGGGUUCUGGUUCCCAGCGUCUCAGUCAGCAGGCUAUCCGGUGAUUCUCCUACAGACAAAAUGAAGAAAAGGAGGGAUUCUAGACACCAAUAUCUGGUGGUUGUAAGGCUCCAAGUGAAGGAAAAAAAAAUCUCAGCCAUUCCUUCCUCUAUAGCUAGACUUUGCAUCAAUUGUUAUUUUUAGGACAUGAAUCUUAUACUUAGGACUGUUGGAAAAUUUCUUCCAACCUGGGUGGGAGUAUGUAGCCCUUUGCCAUCUCAUUCUCCCCUUCCAGAUAGCUCGGACAGCAGAUGACCCAAGGCCCAUGAAACAGGCUGGCUUGUAUGGGCCCACAAAGAUGCAACCUCAGUGCUGGAGCAAUAGCACAGUGGGCAGGGUAUUUACCUUGCAUGCGGCUGACCUGGGUUCGAUUCCCAGCAUCCCAUAUGGUCCCCCGAGCACUGCCAGGAGUAAUUCCUGAGUACAUGAGCCAGGAGUAGCCCCUGUGAAUCUCCGGGUGUGACCCAAAAGAAAAAAAAAGAUGCAACCUCAUGUGUGUACUUCCCUGUCCCCCACCCAAGGAAACCCAGCAGUACUCUGGCUGCUCUUGAUCCUUAUAAUAUAGCUCACUUGAAGGCACAAAGCAGUGAAGGAAGGUGUGGCCAGCAAAGGGGGAGGGAUGCUGCCUGCCCCGUGUCCAGUAGGACCCUUUUCCCGGAGUGUGUCUGUGCAGAAGUGGGCUUUUGUUCCUGCAGGUUCAUGUGAAGCUUUGCUACAGGGCAUGCUCCUGCCAGACGGUGUGGCCAACUGAAUUCCCCAGAACCCUUAAUCUCCAGCUCUUUCUCUGGGGCAGGCCUUAUAGACUCCUUGUCUCGGGCUUGUGAAAACUUCCUAUUUGAGAUGACAUCUCAGGGCACCUUGUUAGGGAUGUCCAAGGACAGGGAGGACCUACCCUCACCCCAGGCCAGGCAGGCCUGACUUGGAGGCAACUGGGAAGUAGGAGGAUUGUUUGGGAAACUGACAUUUUGUCUCUUUGUCUGUGGUCACUUUAUCAAUUAUGUGAUUGUUGAAAAUUCUUAAAUAUAUCUUCUUGACUAUGCUGAUUGACUUCAGAUCAUAAAGCUGUUGUUUCCAGAUUAUGUUCCUUUACUU